Messenger RNA from Hibiscus syriacus, 741 nucleotides. RefSeq lists its product as uncharacterized. The record is from RefSeq and is a predicted model, not a curated record. Gene Ontology annotation, molecular function: heme binding. Bases 16 to 741 code for a protein of 241 amino acids. The transcript is spliced from 6 exons. NCBI's taxonomy places the organism in Eukaryota, Viridiplantae, Streptophyta, Magnoliopsida, Malvales, Malvaceae.
CCAUCUAUAGCACUCAUGUUUCGAAUCGGCGACGGUGCUACCUAUCAUAAUAUGGGUGGCUUCAAAGAACAAAGUGGAUCUUGCACCAAGAAGACUUGCAAAGGCCAUGAAGUUGACAUUAUGCACUUCUCCAUCGGAAGUGCUGUACCUGGGCGGCUUUAUGGUGGCAACCUGAUUGGUAACACAAAUGGAACUGGAGGUGACAGCUUUGGUCAUUUGGUUGAUGUAUAUGCUUGGAACCCACAUUGUAGAUACCUUGAUGGAAUGGGUCCUGCUGGAAAUGAUUCUAGUGCUCAGAAUAACUGGAAAGGAGCAUGGUGGCACAGUAGUUUCAUAGAUAAUUCAGGUUUCGUGGAGGAAGACAAUCCUUAUUCAACCGGAGGUCAGACGGGAACUUAUUAUUUCGGAUUCACUCGGCCUUUGAGAACCAUGGAUCGUUUACAGCAGGAUAUUCAGUUCACAAUCGAUGGAUUGAGCAAGAUGUCGGUUGCAUUCUGGUAUCCGGUCGACGGGAACUCGUGGGUUGGAUCCGGACAUUAUACUAUCAACUGUGAUUGGGUGCCAUUGUACAUUGCUUCAGGUGGUUCUAUGCUAACCGAGUCAGCACCUAGCAGUACCUCGGAUGCGACCAGCUCGUUCGCCUUUCUGUUCUCAAUAGCAUCUCUCUGUAUAGCAUUAUUUGUUGCAUAUCAGGUUCGUAGGCCCAGCAGUAUCUCAUUCACACAAAUAGAAAAUCUUUAG